Molecule: messenger RNA, 945 nt
Organism: Plenodomus lingam JN3
Lineage: Eukaryota; Fungi; Ascomycota; Dothideomycetes; Pleosporales; Leptosphaeriaceae
Molecular function (GO): catalytic activity
Source: RefSeq, a predicted model, not a curated record
AUGGGAUAUUCGGUCAAUCUUGGUCAGGGAGACGCGCGAAUGACGGCCGUUGAGAAGUUGAGGGGCAUGUUGGCCGAUGCGGAGAAGUUUAUUGCAUGUCCAGGAGUGUAUGAUGGGUUCACGGCAAGAAUUGCACUGAAUGAAGGAGUGGAUUGCUUGUAUAUGACAGGCGCAGGCACCACAAUGUCUCGGCUGGGUAUGGCAGACAUGGGCAUUGCAACCCUGAACGACAUGCUCACCAACGCCUCCAUGAUCGCCAACCUCGAUCCCUCCGUACCCGUAAUCGCCGACGCCGACACAGGCUUUGGCAGCGCCAUCAUGGUCGGCCGAACAGUGACACAAUAUAUUCGCCACGGCAUUGCUGGCCUCCACAUUGAAGACCAAGUGCAAAACAAGCGAUGCGGCCACCUCAAAGGCAAACAAGUCGUCGACAUCCAAGAGUUCGCUUCACGGAUACGAGCAGCCUGCAUGGCGCGCAAGCAAAGCGGAUCCGACAUCGUCAUCAUCGCACGCACAGACUCCCUGCAAGGCCACGGCUACGACGAAGCGAUAAAACGGCUGAAGCGCGCCAUCAACGAAGGCGCCGACGUUGCCUUUCUCGAGGGCAUCGAGUCCGAGGCCGACGCCCGGCGGGCGUGUGCAGAACUCGCGCCUACCCCUUGUCUCUUCAACAACGUGCCUGGCGGUGUGUCGCCGGACUUUGGCGUCAAAGAGUGCAGGGAUAUCGGGUUCAAGCUUGCCAUCUUUCCUUGUCUCGCCCUCGAGAUUGUUUAUCCCGCUGUGAGGCGGGCGGUCCGCGAGUUGAAGGAGACGGGCAAUGUGCAGAGUCCCGAGAAGGAUGGCAGGAGGAUUAGUCCGAGGGAGUUGUUUAGGGUGUGUGGUAUGGAUGAGUUGAUUGAGUUUGAUGUGCAGGCUGGUGGCACGGCGUUUCAGGGUGGAGCUUAA